Pistacia vera is the source of this 3115-nucleotide messenger RNA. RefSeq names its product ABC transporter C family member 2-like. The record is from RefSeq and is a predicted model, not a curated record. Gene Ontology annotation, biological process: transmembrane transport. NCBI's taxonomy places the organism in Eukaryota, Viridiplantae, Streptophyta, Magnoliopsida, Sapindales, Anacardiaceae. Gene Ontology annotation, cellular component: membrane. Gene Ontology annotation, molecular function: ABC-type transporter activity; ATP binding; ATP hydrolysis activity.
UUUUCAAACAUAGAUAUGGUAAUUUCUCAGGUGGUAAAUGCUAAUGUAUCGUUACAACGUCUAGAGGAACUACUUUUAGCUGAAGAGAGAAUUCUAGUGCCAAAUCCACCACUUGAACCAGGGCUUCCUGCUGUAUCGAUUAAAAAUGGAUUCUUUUCUUGGGACUCAAAGUCUCAGAAACCCACGUUAUCAGAUAUCAAUUUAGACAUACUGGUUGGCAGCUUAGUCGCAAUUGUUGGUGGAACUGGAGAAGGAAAGACCUCACUCAUAUCAGCAAUGCUUGGGGAGUUACCUCCUUUGGCAGAUGCAAAUGUUGUUAUGAGAGGAACUGUUGCCUAUGUUCCUCAAGUUUCAUGGAUUUUCAAUGCUACUUUACGCGAAAACAUUCUAUUUGGGUCUGAGUUUGAUUCCACAAAAUAUUGGAAGGCUAUUGAUGUGACUGCAUUGGAGCAUGAUCUUGACUUACUUCCUGGUCGUGACCUCACAGAGAUAGGGGAAAGAGGGGUGAAUAUUAGUGGUGGGCAAAAGCAGAGAGUUUCUAUGGCCAGGGCUGUCUAUUCUAAUUCGGAUGUAUAUGUAUUUGAUGACCCUUUAAGUGCCCUAGAUGUGCAUGUUGGUCACCAGGUUUUUAACAGCUGCAUCAAGGAAGAGUUGCGUGGAAAGACAAGGAUACUUGUUACAAACCAACUACAUUUUCUUCCGCAAGUGGACAGAAUUAUUCUGGUUUCUGAAGGGAAAAUGGAAGAAACGGAAGAAGAUUGGGAAGGAAAUGAUGUCACCAAAAAUGUUAACCAUGAAGCCUCUAAACGAACUGCUAAUGGGGUGCUUGAGGAGGAGUAUGCUAAAAAUGCAUGCAACACAAAGAAAGGGAAAGGAGGGAAAUCUGUUCUUAUUAAGCAAGAAGAACGGGAAACAGGAAUAGGCAGUUGGAAUGUUUUGAUGAGGUACAAAAAUGCAUUAGGAGGCCUUUGGGUACUUAUGAUACUAUUUACAUGCUACUUAUCGACUGAAGUUCUUCGAAUUUCAAGUAGCACUUGGUUAAGUGUUUGGACAGAUCAAAGCACUUCACAGACCUAUAAUCCCACAUACUAUAUUCUCAUUUAUGCACUUCUUGGGUUUGGUCAGGUGAUUGUGACGCUAGCGAACUCUUAUUGGUUGAUCAUUUCAAGUCCUGCAGCUAGAAGACUGCAUGAUGGCAUGCUAAAUGCUAUUCUAAGAGCUCCAAUGCUUUUCUUUUACACCAAUCCAACUGGGCGUGUAAUCAAUAGGUUUGCAAAAGAUCUAGGUGAUAUAGAUCGCAAUGUUGCCAAUUUUGUGAAUAUGUUUGUGGGACAAGUGUGGCAGCUCCUUUCAACGUUUGUGUUGAUAGGCAUUGUGAGCACAAUAUCACUAUGGGCCAUAAUGCCACUUCUCAUCUUGUUUUAUGCAGCUUAUCUAUAUUAUCAGAGUACAUCUCGCGAAGUGAAACGCUUAGAUUCCAUUACCAGAUCUCCUGUUUAUGCGCAAUUUGGAGAAGCACUAAAUGGCUUGUUGAGCAUUCGAGCAUAUAAAGCAUAUGAUAGGAUGGCCUACAUUAAUGGAAAGUCGAUGGAUAAUAACAUCAGAUUCACCCUUGCAAAUACUAGUUCGAACCGUUGGCUUACCAUCAGGUUGGAAUCAUUAGGAGGCCUCAUGAUUUGGUUGACAGCAACAUUUGCAGUCCUGCAGAAUGGAAAAUCAGGGAACCAAGCUGCAUAUGCUUCUACAAUGGGUCUACUUCUCAGUUAUACUUUAAAUAUCACCAAUCUGUUGAGUGGUGUAUUGAGACAAGCAAGCAGAGCUGAAAAUAGUUUGAAUUCUGUCGAGCGUGUUGGAACAUAUAUAGAUUUACCUUCUGAAGCUCCAGAUGUGAUUGAGAGCAACCGCCCUCCACCCGGUUGGCCUUCAUCAGGAUCAAUGAAGUUUGAGGAAGUUGUUCUGCGUUAUAGGCCUGAACUUCCUCCGGUCUUGCAUGGCUUGUCGUUUACUGUUUCCCCAAGUGAGAAAGUAGGAAUUGUUGGAAGAACUGGUGCAGGAAAAUCCAGCAUGCUUAAUGCUUUAUUUCGAAUUGUGGAAAUUGAAAGAGGAAGAAUUAUGAUUGAUGAUUGUGAUUUUGCUGAGUUUGGACUGACUGACUUGAGGAAGGUUCUUAGUAUCAUACCACAAUCCCCGGUUCUUUUCUCAGGAACUGUACGGUUUAAUCUUGAUCCAUUCAGUGAGCACAAUGAUGCUGAUCUUUGGGAGGCCUUAGAAAGGGCACAUCUGAAAGAUGUCAUCAGGAAGAAUUCUUUUGGUCUGGAUGCUGAGGUUUCAGAGGGAGGAGAGAAUUUCAGUGUUGGACAGAGGCAACUCUUAAGUCUUGCUCGAGCGUUGCUGCGGCGAUCCAAGAUUCUUGUUCUCGACGAAGCAACUGCAGCUGUUGAUGUCCUAACGGAUGCUCUUAUCCAGAGAACCAUCCGUGAAGAAUUCAGAUCAUGCUCAAUGUUGAUCAUUGCUCAUAGACUAAACACCAUAAUUGACUGUGACCGCAUACUUGUGCUCGAUGCUGGCCAGGUUCUAGAGCAUGAUACGCCAGCGGCGCUGCUAUUAACAGAGGAAAGUGCAUUUGCAAGGAUGGUUCAAAGUACAGGGCCGGCAAAUGCUCAGUAUUUACGAAGCAUAGUAUUUGAAAACAAGUUAGGCAGAGAAGUGAGCAAGAGGCAAGAUGGGCAGAGGAGAUGGCUGGCCUGUUCUCGCUGGGCGGCUGCUGCACAAUUUGCUCUAGCUGUUAGUCUCACUUCUUCUCAAAAUGACCUUCAAAGGCUGGAUAUCGCGGACGAGAAUGAUAUCCUCAAGAAAACGAAAGAUGCAGUUAUAACACUGCAAGGCGUUAUAGGAGGAAAGCAUGAUAAAGAUAUAGAUGAGUCUCUACAGCAGUACCAAGUUUCCAGAGAAGGAUGGUGGUCAGCUCUCUAUAGAAUAGUUGAAGGUCUUGCUAUGAUGGGCAGGUUGGGUCAAUACAGGCUUCAAGAAUUUGAGGAUGAUUUUGAAGAAAGUCCUCUAGAUUGGGACAAUAUUGAAAGUUAAGUAUCAUUGCCAAUUUCUGGUAUUCAAGUUG